This is a messenger RNA of Andrographis paniculata, 1849 nucleotides long. RefSeq names its product transcription factor bHLH130-like. The coding region runs from base 376 to 1524 and encodes 382 amino acids. The record is from RefSeq and is a predicted model, not a curated record. Gene Ontology annotation, biological process: regulation of transcription by RNA polymerase II. The transcript has 6 exons. Gene Ontology annotation, cellular component: nucleus. Lineage: Eukaryota; Viridiplantae; Streptophyta; Magnoliopsida; Lamiales; Acanthaceae. Gene Ontology annotation, molecular function: DNA-binding transcription factor activity, RNA polymerase II-specific; protein dimerization activity; RNA polymerase II cis-regulatory region sequence-specific DNA binding.
CAAACGAAGGCGUUGAGCGCAGACACUGUCGUCAUCUCUGACUUGACUCUUCUCUCCUCUUGCGACGAAACGCCCCGCCCCCACCGCUCUGCAGCUAUAGAUAGAUCUUUUCUUUAUUUGGCUCAUCCAAAACUGCCUUUGAUUCUGCUGGAAAUGGUUAAAACCGCCCCCUGUUUUCUGGAUUUCAUCCCCUCCCCUUCCCUUCCCUUUACAGCUAAACCUUUUCCCUAAUUUAAAUAAACCCUAGCUCCAUACCCAAUCCCUCUGCUCUAGUCCGAUCGCGUACUUUUUGCCUUUUUUCCGCAAUUGGAUUCCACGUAGUUGGACGGAUAGCUUUUGUUGGCUGCGAUUCUGCGACAAUACUGAUUGAAAUUCAUGUCCACCUCGGAAAUUAUGUCCAGUUUCAAGCAUGUCUCGGCCGAGGGAGAUUUCUUCAUUUGGAAGGAGUUUGCGAGCUCUGAUUUCGGAGUGAAUCAGCAGAGUUCUGGAUUGGCGAGGUACCGAUCUGCUCCAAGCUCGUUCCUCGGUGCGCUGUUGGAAUCUACCGGUGAUAAUAGCAGCAGCGGCGAUGAAUCGGAGGCGUUCUUCUCCGCCUUGUUGGAUGCGCCGCCGCGUGAUCUGAAUCAGAAGAGCGGUUACAGUCAGCUGCAAACUCAGUAUCUGAUGAAGCAGGAAGUUGAAAAGGAGUCACCGGAGGUGCAGACCGGGUAUGAGAAUGGAAGCGUCGGCGGAGGUGCGGUGGUUGGAUCUUAUUCCGUCGGAAUGGAGAUCAGCAGCGUUCAUUUGAAUCGUAAUUCCUCCAAUACUCUUGUCAGGCAAAGCAGCUCCCCCGCCGGAUUUUUCAAUGGGAACUACAGCGUCAACAAUCAUGCUGACAAGAGCUCAUCGCAUGGCACUUUGGGCAAUCACAUGGCCUUCUCAUCAGGUCCAUCUUCUAGCUUGAGGUUCAUGCCGAGCAUACCCGAAAACGGAAGUGAAAGAAUUGGUGCAUGUGGCCCUGAAACCAGUCAGAUGAGAAAUGAUAAUAGUGCAUUCCGACAGGGCUCAUGGAACGAAUCUCAGUUCAAAAGCUUGAAAAGAAACCGGGAUAGCGAAGACAAUAUGUUUUCCAACUUCAAUGGAUUGGAAAAUCUGAACGAUGAAACAAGCAAAAAAUCUUCUGGUUUAGUUCACCACUUGAGCCUUCCCAAAAAUACCAGCAAAGUGGCAGUGGUGGAAAAAAUUCUCCAUUUUCAGCAAGAGACAACGGUGCCGUGUCAAAUGCGAGCAAAACGAGGUUGCGCCACUCAUCCAAGAAGCAUUGCUGAAAGGAUGAGACGGACUCGGAUUAGUGAGAAAAUGAAGAAGCUGCAAGAUCUUUUCCCAAACAUGGAUAAGCAAACAAACACGGCUGAUAUGUUGGACUUGGCAGUCGAUUACAUUAAAGACCUUCAAAAACAAGUUCAGGUAAUAAUACAGACAACCUUCUUUAAUCAAAAGAUAGUUACAAGUUCAGGUGCUCACGGAUGCAAAGUCGAAGUGUAGUUGCUCAAGUAAACGUCAAUGACGAAUGUGUCCUUUCCCACGAUGCUUCUGGUACAACGACUAAACCGUGGUAGAUAAGCUUAGAUUGUUUGUAUCUUGAUUCACCUAGUAAGGCCUCGAUGCUUGUUUGAGCCUGAAAUUCCUUCAUGCGAUAAUUUAUCAAAAAUUAUUGCAUAAACCAUGACAGAGGCUUAUCUCAAUUAUGUAUAGGUUUACACGUUUCACCUUGCAGUCCAUAGUAUGCGUCUUCGAAUUGAUUUAGUUUUGUAAUUUCAUCGAUAACUUGUGUAUAGAAGGUGCUUAAAUGCAUUCCUCUUUUGUCGAA